ACACUUUCCCUCACAUCAUCAAAUUCAAAAUACUUCUUUCUCUUUCUCUUUUUUUUUUUUGUGUCCAAAAUGGCUUCUACUUCUAAUCAUAAUAACAAUUUUCAUGUGUUUAUGCUUCUUUGCAUAUUUAUAAUUUGCUCUAUGGUACCUACUUGUGCUGCUAACUUCUACCAAGACUUUGAUCUAACAUGGGGUGAUAAUCGUGCUAAAAUAUUCAAUGGUGGUCAACUUUUAUCACUUUCACUUGACAAAGUCUCUGGCUCUGGCUUCAAAUCAAAGAAAGAGUACCUUUUUGGUAGAAUUGAUAUGCAACUUAAGCUUGUUGCUGGCAACUCUGCUGGCACUGUCACUGCUUACUACUUGUCAUCCCAAGGGGCAACACAUGAUGAGAUAGAUUUUGAGUUUUUGGGAAACACAAGUGGUGACCCUUAUAUUCUUCACACAAACAUAUUCACUCAAGGCAAAGGUAACAGAGAACAACAAUUCUACCUCUGGUUUGACCCCACCAGAAACUUCCAUACUUACUCCCUCAUUUGGAAGCCCCAACACAUCAUAUUCUUGGUUGAUAACAUACCAAUAAGGGUAUUCAAGAAUGGUGAAUCUCUUGGAGUACCUUUUCCAAAGAACCAAGCAAUGAGAAUCUAUUCCAGCCUGUGGAAUGCAGAUGAUUGGGCCACUAGAGGUGGAUUGGUGAAAACUGAUUGGUCCAAAGCACCCUUUACAGCUUACUACCGAAACUUCAAAGCCACUCAAUUCUCAUCCAACUCUUAUUCAAAUUCUAAUAAUGCUGAAUGGGAAAUAAAUGAACUUGAUGCUUAUGGCAGGAGAAGAUUGAGAUGGGUUCAAAAGUACUUCAUGAUUUAUAAUUAUUGUAAUGAUCUCAAGCGUUUUCCACAAGGUCUUCCUUUCGAGUGUACCCACUAAUCAAUUUUCUAAGAGAUCAACAAAAAUGUUACUGUUUCUUAAGUUUGAUUAAUUUUAAUGGUCUUUGUAAAAUAUGUCUUAGAUUAUGAGGUUGUCUCUCAUCCACCCUGUAAAGUUUAUGGUUCAUUUCAUAUAAUAAAAGUAUUAUUCUAAGUUUAUAAUUUA
This is a messenger RNA of Cicer arietinum (chickpea), 1089 nucleotides long. Its product is annotated as xyloglucan endotransglucosylase/hydrolase 2. The record is from RefSeq and is a predicted model, not a curated record. Gene Ontology annotation, molecular function: hydrolase activity, hydrolyzing O-glycosyl compounds; xyloglucan:xyloglucosyl transferase activity. Gene Ontology annotation, cellular component: cell wall; apoplast. Gene Ontology annotation, biological process: cell wall biogenesis; xyloglucan metabolic process. NCBI's taxonomy places the organism in Eukaryota, Viridiplantae, Streptophyta, Magnoliopsida, Fabales, Fabaceae.